This is a messenger RNA of Amyelois transitella, 7607 nucleotides long. RefSeq names its product phosphatidylinositol 4-kinase alpha (gene Pi4KIIIalpha). Gene Ontology annotation, cellular component: cytoplasm; plasma membrane. The record is from RefSeq and is a predicted model, not a curated record. The transcript is spliced from 37 exons. Bases 118 to 6441 code for a protein of 2107 amino acids. Lineage: Eukaryota; Metazoa; Arthropoda; Insecta; Lepidoptera; Pyralidae. Gene Ontology annotation, biological process: phosphatidylinositol-mediated signaling; phosphatidylinositol phosphate biosynthetic process. Gene Ontology annotation, molecular function: 1-phosphatidylinositol 4-kinase activity.
AUGAAUGGUAGGUAGACAAGACUUGAUGGAUGCAAUUUUCCUACAAGAUACAAGAUUUUGUUUUUCAAUAUAGAAAAUGUGAAUUAUUUUAGUGUUUCUUAUUUAUUAAUCUAAAAUAUGGAUGAACACGAGUUCUUUAGGGAGACAGUACAACAUCUGGCCCGUUGUUUGAGCAGUAUAAACCCCACACCAUGGGAAAAGGUGAAUACACUCUUCAUGUUGUGCCCACAAGCCAGUUCCACUCUUGUCGUAACAACUCGCAGUCAGGAUGCCUGCAUUGCUCUUGGUCUGUACUUCCUACAUAGUGGACUCCAGCAUCAGGAUAAGCUGCUCCCAUAUUUCCUGAAGGUCCUCAAGUGCCUGACCACAGCGCAGUUUGAGGAACCUUUAUGUAGGGUGAAAAAUGCUGACCGAAUACCAAUGGCAGAGAAGUUCAGCUUUUGUCUGAACACUCUUCUGUCUGACAUCGCCACCAAACAGCCGUCCAUCAGGGAAGAGAUCAUAAAGGCCCAAAUAGAAUUAAUGGCUAAUCUCACAAAGACUAUAGUCAGUUGCCAUGAAAACAAGGACUAUUCCAAGACCGUAUCAAAGUUGCAACUUUGCAAGAGCACCAUACCACUUUUGAUAGGCCUUGCCAGGUCUAUGGGGAGAUAUGCUACAAUAGAUCCUCCUUUACUUUGCCGCUUAUUCCCUCAGCCACCAAGUCCGGUAAAAUCUAAAGAACCCGAACCUAACUUUGAGUAUUCCACUCUUGAUAAAAAGAGGAAGUUUAACCAAUUUAGACCAAUAAUUCCUAGAUCUCUCUCGGGCAAUUUGAAUCCUAACAAUGAGAGUAUACUGGAAAAUGGUUUGGACACGACAGACAGUACUGGUGGUACUCUCAAAAGAGGUUCCUUACAUAGCUACCAGUCUGUACCUUAUGAUCCAACAACAUACUUCUUUCACAAGUUUGGAUCUAGCUUCAACCAGUUUCCGUACAUGAGGUUUUCGGAGUCACCGGAAAAGAGGAUCAAUGUCCAGUUUUACGUGACAUAUCUACAAUCUAUAUUGUCAUUGGCCAAAGAGCUUUUAACCAAAGAUUUAUUGGCGUUCUUGGAUGAAGAAGCAGAGGAUAUAUAUGCGUCUGGGCAAAUACAGGUGUUCCCGUAUAAAACUUUCUCAGAGACACUAAAUUUGGUAAUGGUGACACUUUUACGAGAAUUACUGCAACAUCAGAAGAACCUGCCUGGACCAUUCACGAAAGAUGUUCAGGAAUUCGUAAAAUGCCUGUUCCUUAGCGGGCAAACAGAGCUACAGUCCCGCCACCAUGACGCUUCUGAGCGAGAAGACCGGGAGAGUAACUUCGCCACCGUUAACAAGUUCAAAGUUAAUGUCAUGGCGAAUUCGGCGUGUGUGGACCUCCUUGUGUGGGCCAUUGGUGAUGAAACAGGUGCAGAUUCCUUAUGUGGACGUUUGACAGAAAAGAUAAAUUCCAAUCAUAAUCACAAGUUGAUAUUGGCUCAUAUGCCCCUACUGAUGGUCUGUCUUGAAGGGCUUGGCAAACUCGCAACGAAAUUCCCCACGAUAGCGAACACUUCGAUAUAUUGCCUGCGGGACUUUCUGGUGACGCCGUCGCCUAUACUCUUCAAGCUGCACAAGUUGGAGCUGGAGAAGACUGGGAAGGAACAUAUGAAAGUCACUCUGCAAGGCAAAGAACUUCAAGGCUUAACCGAGACUGGAGUGCCAGUAAAAUCAACUCCCUUCGAGAAACUUCGAGACGCUGCCAUAGAGAAUCUAUGCGUCGCGUUAGAGGCGGCACUCACCGUCGACCCGUUCUGCGUCCCGGCUUUGGUCGGCUCUGUCAGCAAUAGACUGUUUACAGCUGAGACUAGCGACAGUGAAUCAUCACUUAUCAGCACUAACAUUGUUAUAAUGUUGGGCCACGUCGCUGUCGCGUUGAAAGACACUCCAAAAACUACGGAUACUAUUCUACAAUUCUUCCAGCAAAGGUUAUGCCGUUCUCCUUCGUCCCUAGACACACUGAUAGUGGACCAGUUGGGCUGCAUGGCACUAGCGAGUCCCUCGGGCCCAGCACACGACGAGAUCAUGAGGAUGUUCACCGUCAUCACGGUAGAGGCCGCCAGUGCAGCCUAUCAUCAUACCGACGAUCGCAAGCAGUAUAGGCACGUGUCCGGCGCGGUGCUGAACGCGCUCGCGAACAUAGCGGCCAACGCGCGCGGCGCGCACGCCCGCCUGGAGCUGCUGACGCGGCUGCUGGAGCUGUUCGUGCAGCUGGGGCUGGGCGGCGAGCGCGCCACCGACCGCUCGCCCGCGCCCGUGCUCAAGGCGUCCGGCAGCGCGGGCAACCUGGGCGUGCUCAUACCCGUCAUCGCGGUACUAGUCAAAAGAUUACCACCAAUAAAAAACCCGAAACCGAGGUUACACAAACUUUUCAAGGACUUCUGGUUAUACUGCGUCGUGAUGGGAUUCACUGCGGCAGACUCGGGUCUAUGGCCACAGGAAUGGUACGCAGGCGUGAAAGAGAUAGCUGUGAAAUCGCCUUACCUUGUCUCUCAAACUUCACUCCGUUCGGAAAUGCGCGAACUUCAAUACACAUCUGCGGUGAGAAAUGAUUCGGUUUCGCUGGCUGAACUACAAGAGUUGAAGACGCAGAUUUUGAAUUUGUUGGAACAUCCGCCCGAUAUUACGGUCAUCGUCAAUAAAUUGACGUUCGCACCGUGCAUGUACCUCCUUAGCGUUUAUUGGGUGGAGACAUUGAGGGUCUGUAAUUCAGAAGAGCCGAGUUUGCAGCCAAUCAUCGAGUACCUAAGCGACACUGCUCUUCAAAAGGAUAAAACCGGCAUGUGGCAGUGUGUUGCCAGUGUCGGUGACAAAGUAUUCCAGAAGUUUCUGGACGUGAUGUCGGAGAAGGUCAAGGAUGAGUCCAGGGAGCGAGAGCUGGAGGGUCACGCGCAGUUCCUGCUGGUGAACUUCAACCAUAUUCACAAGCAGAUACGAAGAGUGGCAGACAAGUGGUUGGCUGGCUUGGUGGAUAGGUUUCCUCAUCUACUGUGGAACUGUCGGGUACUAUGGUCCAUGUUAGAUAUCCUGCAAGUGCUAAGCUUCAGUUUAGAGUUGGACGCCAACCAAGAGACGCCACUUUUAAAAGUACCGGGCACAGAUUUUACGCUACAGUUGCAAGACACACUGGAAGGCAGGGAGGGUAUCGUGAAGGAUUUCGCCGACCGUUGCCACGGCAUAGUGCAAGAAGCUAUGAAGUGGGCACCUCAAUCUACGCGGUCGCAUUUACAGGAAUAUCUUAAUCAGGUUCCAAACCUAACACUCUGGCAUCAUUGUGGCUUGGCCUUAGCUACAGGUGCAUUACUAGGCGCGGCGGGUUUGAACCGGGUGUCCGCGCCGUUACCGCGUUCCGCACUCGACAAGCGGCCGCCCUGCGUCACACAGGACUCCGCCGCGUUGCUAGCUGUAGUUUCUCAGAGGAGUCGCUAUGCUGGAGAGAUCUCAGGUGCAGUUCACGCCGAAGGUGGCGGGGAGGCGGCCAUAUGGCGCGUGGGAGCGAGACUACACACCGCUUUGAAGGAAGCUUGUUCGAGUGGGAGCGAGACAGCGCAUCGAGCCGCUUUGUGGCGCGCUACAGCGCUUUUGGUGCACGCCAAACAUCACCCCGCACAGGCGCAUACGGCUUCUACUGCUAGAGGAUUGUUACAUUCUGUUGCGUGGUCCCAAGUGGAGAUCUUCACAGAAGACGCGAUCACGACCGCGGUGGAGUGCUGGCAGUGGCUGAGCACGGCGCGCCCCGACCUGGAGCUGCGGCUGCUGCAGGAGAUCUUCGCGGCGUGGCAGUGCUCCGCGGACCGCCGGAUGGGGCUGUUCUCUCGCCAGCCCGACGAGACCAGCCCUCUGGCGGCGUACGAAGGCACGAAGUUGGAGCCCCGACCACCUUCCGUGGCCGCUCACGCGGUGUGGGUUCGAUACCUGUGCGAGGUCGCCGAGACCGCCAAAUACAACAGCCUGGAGAAAGUCGAGAUGCUUGCCAGUUUGCUACACAGAUCUUUACCAAUCACAGUGGGCGAUGUUCGUGACAAUAUAAAUCGUCACGUCGAAGCCGUUGGCGUAAGAUUCAGGUUACUAUCCUGCGGCCUGUCCCUCCUCCAAGGCGACAUCCUGCCCCGGUCGCUGGCCCGGAACAUCCUCCGGGAGAGGGUGUACAGCGUCUGCCUGGACUACUUCUGCAGAGGUCUCCAAUGCCCGUCGAAAACCUCCGGCGCUUUGAGAGAGGAUAUCAUAUCGUUGAUCAAGUUCUGGCAGCUGAUGCAUUCGGACAAGAAGUAUUUGAAGAGCAGCGACAUUGGCGAAUUCGAGCUGAUGGGGCCGAGCAGCCAGCAAAGUAUAUACACUUCUACUUCGCCCACUGACAACCGCUCAUCAGUUAACAGCAGUGAUAUAGGAAGUCGGCAGACCACUGGUUGGAUCAAUACGGUGCCAAUGUCUACAACUACCCUCAGCAGUGGCGCUGGCAGUGUUGCUGGAAAGCGAUCUAAUAGAAGUGUCAAACCUCCCGCCAAAUCCCAGGACACCUUCGUGAAAGAUUACGUUAGGAAGAGGAACCUCAUUUUGGAGCUCAUGGCAGUAGAAAUAGAGUUCCUUGUGACGUGGCACAACCCGCACAGCAGGCCGGAGCAGGCGGUGCCGGGCGAGGACAACAUCGCCACGUGGCGCUCCAAGCCCAACACCGACAAGACGUGGCGGGACUACGCCAAGCUCGCCUGGGACAUUAGUCCCAUGCUGGCUAUAUUUCUGCCGGAGAGGUUGAAAAAUGAAGGCAUAGUAGCCGAGAUCAGGAGGAAGGUCCAAGCGCAACCGACGUCGGUGUGCCACAUCCCUCAAGCGCUCAAAUAUCUCGUCACCACUGAGACUUUGUUGAACGACGCUCAUGAAUUGGUACACAUGAUCACGUGGGCGCGAGUAUCGCCCGUAGAGGCGCUGUCGUACUUCAGCCGGCAGUACCCGCCGCACCCGCUGUCCGCGCAGGCGGCUGUACUCGCCCUCACCGAGUACCCAUCGUCCGCAGUGCUGCUGUACAUACCGCAGUUGGUACAGGCGUUAAGACACGACACGAUGGGAUAUGUAGCAGAACUGAUCAAGUCUUUAGCCAAAAAGUCGCAAGUGGUCGCACAUCAGCUGAUAUGGAAUAUGCACACCAACAUGUAUACCGACGAAGAGAUGCAUAACAAAGACACGGCUCUAUUCGACAUCCUGGAAGGCCUUACUAAAGCCAUAGUGGACGACCUGUCUGGCCCAGCGAAAGCUUUCUACGAAAGGGAAUUCGACUUCUUCAGCCAAAUCACGAAUAUAAGCGGCAUCAUCAGACCUUACCCUAAAGGUGCGGAGAGGAAACGGGCCUGUUUGGAGGCUUUGAAGAAUAUUAAGGUACAACCGGGUUGUUAUUUGCCAUCAAACCCUGACUCCAUGGUUGUAGACAUCGAUUAUAAGAGCGGCACGCCAAUGCAAAGUGCGGCAAAAGCGCCAUACUUGGCAAGGUUCCGCGUCAGGAGGUAUGGCAUAGCCGAGAUGGAGGCCGUAGCUAUGGCCAUCGCCGCAGGGGAAGAACCGCCGGCGGAGGAAGGCAAAGACCGCUACACGUCCAUCGCGGCUGAGUCGUGGCAGGCGGCCAUCUUCAAAGUGGGCGAUGACGUGAGACAGGACAUGCUGGCGCUGCAGGUCAUCUCGCUGUUCCAGAACAUCUUCCAGCAGGUCGGCCUCGACCUGUAUCUGUUCCCGUACAAGGUGGUCGCCACUGCACCAGGGUGCGGCGUGAUAGAGUGCGUGCCGAACGCAAAAUCACGUGAUCAACUCGGAAGGCAGACUGACAUCGGAAUGUACGAGUAUUUCAUCAAGAAAUACGGCGAUGAGACCACGCGGGAAUUCCAGGCGGCGCGGCGUUGCUUCGUGACAUCCAUGGCCGCGUAUAGCGUGAUAGGAUUCCUUCUUCAGAUCAAAGAUCGCCACAAUGGAAACAUCAUGUUGGACACAGACGGGCAUAUCAUACAUAUUGAUUUCGGAUUCAUGUUCGAAUCGUCUCCCGGCGGCAACCUGGGCUUCGAGCCGGACAUCAAGCUGACUGACGAGAUGGUGAUGGUGAUGGGCGGCAAGAUGGAGGCGCCGCCGUUCAGGUGGUUUUGCGAGCUGUGCGUGCAGGCCUUCCUCGCCGUCAGGCCAUACCAGGAAGCGAUAAUAUCCAUGGUGUCUUUGAUGCUGGACACCGGCCUCCCAUGCUUCCGCGGUCAGACCAUCAGACUUCUCCGUUCCCGAUUCGCUCCCAACUCCACAGAAAAGGAGGCAGCAGCGUACAUGCUUUCCGUCAUACGUAAUUCGUUCUUGAACUUCAGGACUAGGACUUACGACAUGAUUCAGUAUUAUCAGAAUCAAAUACCGUACUAGAUGAAAAUAUUAAAUAUUGCACUCGCAAUCUGAAAGCCAUACUCCAUUUUGAGAACUUCAGAGGAGGAGAUAUUACCUUGAAAUUUCGAUACUACUACUUCUUUUCGAUUGGUAUUUACAAAGAAGACUGCCGCCUCACGCCGCGUCAAUGAACAGGGCCUUAUCCUUGGGACCCUAAGAAGACAUACAGAAAAUCCAUAUUUUGUCUUCGCGAGAUUCACGACUUCUCAGCAUCUAGGUUUUUUUUUUGAAAAAAUGAGCGCAAUGCUUUUUAUUACGAACUAAAGCCCCGGUGCUUUUCUUAACCAAUAUAGGUACUUGGUUUAAAAAAUCUUACGUUAACAAUUGGGUUUGGUGAGACUUUAUAGGGUUAAGUAAAUUUUUUGGAGGCGUAUUGUAUUUUUGUGAUGGGAUAGUUAACAACCAGGUUAGAAAAAUAUAAUUAAAACAAGCACUUCAAUCGGAGAGUUGACUAAAAAAUUGUCCACAAGCAAUAUAUUAAGAUCCAGUUUUGAAAGGUAGACAUCUUAAAAAUGGUGGAUAAAAGGUCGGACGUUUUUGUUUGAUUUUGCUCUAAUCUGUGUAUAGAUUUUUAUAUAUCGAAGAAGAGAUAUAUAGCAUGUUAUAUUUCCUAUAUAGUAUGUGCAUCGCGCUAUAAACUAUCAAACUUUUCGUUAUUUUCGUCAGUUCGAAAUUUAAAACAGUAAAAUUAAAUUUUAUAUGAAAAAAAAAUUGUUUGAUACCACAGUAUUCUCAGCGAUGAUUCUCAUUAGAGCGCAUCAUGCACUCUAUGCGUGGCGUAUGAUUUUACUAUUUUCCCCAUGGAUGUUGUAAAAGGCGACUAAAGGAUAGACUUACAAACUUGGGAUUCCUUUUGUAGGCGAUCGGCUACCAACCUGUCACUUUUUGAAUCUCAAUUCCAUCAUAAAGCCAUACAACUGAACGUGGCUUGGCCGUGGCCUCAAACUACCCCGCAAGGGAUGAAGACGUGACUAUAUGUAUGUAAAAUGUGUGUUAUGGUUCAAAUGCGUAACCCGUCCGUGCCACAUUCACGAUCUGCUACUAUGAGAAUCACUCCUUAUGCCAUUAUGUAUUUCUAAAAUAGAUUCUAGAGUUUUGGUAGCCAACAAAUCCAUAAAGCCAUCGAUGUGAUUUCUUAUAGCCCA